This is a messenger RNA of Zymoseptoria tritici IPO323, 792 nucleotides long. RefSeq names its product gliotoxin biosynthesis protein (gene GliK). The record is from RefSeq and is a predicted model, not a curated record. The transcript has 2 exons. NCBI's taxonomy places the organism in Eukaryota, Fungi, Ascomycota, Dothideomycetes, Mycosphaerellales, Mycosphaerellaceae. Gene Ontology annotation, molecular function: gamma-glutamylcyclotransferase activity. The coding region runs from base 1 to 792 and encodes 263 amino acids.
AUGGACCUCUUCCACGACAUUUGGUACUUUGCUUACGGGUCCAACAUGAAGACGAGCGUCAUGACGUCCCGCGGACUCGGAAUCUUGGAACACAUUCCCGUCAGAGCGCCAUCCUAUAUGCUCACCUUUGAUAUUUACGGGAUACCGUACAGCGAGCCAUCAAUGGCAAGCAUCUGCCAGUAUCGUCGUGGAGGUGGAGAUGGUAACGGUGGCCAAGACGCGGCGUAUACCUGCCCGCCAGACGUCCACGGUGUCGCAUACAGGUUGAACGCAGAGGGCUAUGCUCGUCUGAUCGCGAGCGAAGGCGGUGGCGUAGGAUACCGCGAGUUGCAAAUUCAGGGCGUGCCGGUUGGCAGCGAAUCGACGUCCAUCCAAAUGUGGACUCUUGUGGCUCUACAUCCAAAGCGGCCGAACGCUGCUCCGAGUCUACGAUACCUGCGUCUCAUACAAGAGGGAGCGGCAGAGCAUGCUCUGCCACAGCCGUACCAAGAGUACCUCCGCACGAUCCCAUACUAUACGGCUAGCGAUAGUUGGAUUUCGCGACUCGGCGCGAGGAUUUUCUUGAGUGUCGCACGCAAACAAGUGCGUGUUCUCGCCUAUGCCGUCCGAUCCUCGGUCGAUGUCUCCGGUAGAUCUCGGAAAGUAUGGCGUACUGUCGCAUAUGUGGUCUUCCAUGCGAUGUGGUGCGUCCAUGACUGGGCGUUCAAGCCCAUUUUUGGGUCUGGAAGUGGAUUGGAAGUAGAUUACGGCUCGUCGACGUUGCUUGUCUGGAGAAACGGCGAAUGGUCAUGA